AAGGCCUGCCUACAUGCCUGCCUUCAAGCCUACACUCCUGUCCCAGGAAGUCAAGAUGUGGCAGCAGAAGCCGUGGUCGGUGCUACUCCUUGUUGCCUCCUUCACAGGUUUGUGCCAAGCUGGUAAGCUGGAGACAACACCUCUGGUUACUGUGGUCCUGGGUCAAGAUGCAGAGCUGCCAUGUUUCUACAGGGGAGAGCCCGAAGAGCAGGUGAAGCAGGUAGCUUGGGCACGAGUGGAAGAAAAAAAGGGGCCAACAGAAUUGGCAUUGCUACAUGACACGUACGGUCUGCAUGUGGGUUCUUCCUAUGAUGGGCGAGUGGAGCGGCCGCCAUCACCGCGAGAUCCUAAUGAUGGUGCCAUCCUCUUGCGGAAUGCUGUGCAAGCUGAUGAGGGUGACUAUGAGUGCAGAGUCAGCACCUUCCCUUCCGGCAGUUUCCAGGCUGGGCUCCAUCUUCGAGUGCUUGUGCCCCCUCUGCCCACCCUGAACUUGGGUCCUGCCCUAGAAGAAGGCCAAGGUCGCACACUGGCAGCCUCCUGCACAGCCGAAGGCAGCCCUAUGCCCAAUGUGACCUGGGACACAGUGGUCAAGGGUUCAUCUACUAGACGCUUUUCUAGUCACCCAAGAUCAGCUUCGGUCACCUCAGAAUUCUACCUGGUACCAAGCCGGACUAUGAAUGGGCAGCCCAUCACCUGUGUGGUGUCUCACCCUGGUCUGCCAGAGAGCAAAAGGAUCACACACACGCUUCAGGUUGCCUUUCUUGCUGAAGCCUCUGUAUGGGGCCACGAAGACCCUGAGCUGUGGCACGUGGGUAGGGAAGGGGUGAUGCUUAAGUGUUUGAGUGAAGGGCAGCCUCCACCCUCCUACAACUGGACUCGGCUGGAUAGGCCUCUGCCCAGCGGGGUGCGAGUGGAUGGAGGCACCCUGGGCUUCCCCCCACUGACUCCUGAGCACAGCGGUACCUACGUCUGCCAUGUCAGCAAUGAGGUCUCUUCUCGGAACAGCCAGGUCACCGUGGCUGUCACAGCAGAGAACGAAGCCCCACCCGUCGACGUGGACGUGGUUUCGGCCUCCAUGGUGGCUGUAGGAGUGAUUGCUGGCCUGCUGCUUUGCCUUCUGGUCGUGGUGGUGUUGCUCAUGUCCAGGUACCACCGACGCAAGGCCCAACAGAUGACCCAGAAAUACGAGGAGGAACUGACCUUGACCCGGGAGAACUCCAUCCGCAGGCUGCACUCCCACCACUCGGAGCCACGGAACCAGCCUGAGGAGAAUGUAGGGCUUCGAGCUGAGGGCCACCCUGAUAGUCUCAAGGACAACAGUAGCUGCUCUGUGAUGAGCGAAGAGCCCGAGGGCCGAAGUUACUCCACUCUGACCACAGUGAGGGAGAUCGAGACCCAGACGGAGCUGCUGUCACCAGGCUCUGGACGGACGGAUGAGGAGGAAGAUCGAGACGCGGGAAUCAAGCAGGCCAUGAACCACUUUGUUCAGGAGAACGGAACUCUUCGAGCCAAACCCACGGGCAAUGGCAUCUACAUUAAUGGACGGGGACACCUAGUCUGACCCUCUGCCCGGCUGCUGCCUCAACUAUCCCGGGCCCUCUGUGGACCCAUGUUGGGAGACGUUUGCCUGGCCUCACACCCGGCACCCCUAAGACAAAGGCCUGUGGCCCCGUUGACCUCUGGCCUGUUCCCAGCCAACCCCACUUCCAGCUUCUAUUUAGAGGUACCCCUCUGGGCUCGGCCUCUCCUGGUGCUAGUCAGUGUGUGUGUGUGAGUGUGUGUGUGUGUGUGUGUGUGUGUGUGUGAGUGUACUUGAAUGAAUGAAUGAGUGAACCAUGGUCUGGGUGACUGUGUCAGAGGGCAGGGGUGUGUGUGUGUGUGUGUGUGUGUGUGUGUGUGUGUGUGUGUGUGUGUAACCAUGCUCGUGAGGCCGUGUCUGGGUGAUUGUGUGUGUGUGAGAGAGAGCUCACUUCUGACCACUGCCUGUGUACAUUGGCUAGACUUUCAGACCCUAAACAGUAUUAUAAAAACAAAGGAAAGCUCAGAGACGAGGACAUCCCAGAGGAGUGCCGGACAAGGGCUGGGAGAGACGCAGAGACAGCCGGAGUAGGAAGCAGGACUUCCUCCUGACUGGGGAGCAGGGCUCCCCUAGGCUGGCUCUGGUGAGGGGUACCACGCUUGGCUUGGAUGGUUGGCAGUUUCUCGGGGUCCACUGGCUGCUCCUAGAGCCCGCCCUCUUGUGGCAGAACGACUUUGUUACAGAUAGACCGGCAAGGCUGUUUCUGAAUGUCAGAUGGCACAUCUAGAGGCAAAAGGGACUUCCACCUCCCCCUCCCAUUUCACAGAAAAGAAAACCGAAGCCCAGGACGACUAAGUGAUUCACUCACAGUCACAGAGGCGGGGGCAGCUGGGGGCCAGAGUGGAGAGAGCGCCAGGCUUGGAGUCAGGAAGACUCCUCUUCCCAAGUUCAAAUCUGGCCCCGGACACUUCCUAGCUGUGUGACCCUGGGCAAGUCACUUAAUCCUGUUUGCCUCAAUUUCUUCAUCUGUAACAUGAGCUGGAGAAGAAGAUAAUAAUCUACUCCAGCAUCUCUGCCGAGGAGAGACGGACACAACUGAAAAGACUGAAAAACAAAGAGGCAGUAAAUAGGGCAGUGGGACUUCUGGCAGGAGCAAGUACUCUUCCCACUGUACUACAAUGCCUUUCUUGCUUGUAAAUAGGACUUUUUGUAAGCUUAAUUCCUUAUUAAAUGUUUAAGGGAAGCUUGCUAUUUAAGGGAUUCCUGAAGGAAAGAAUCCUAGGAUGUUUGGCCCCAUUCCUCCUCCUAGCCCCUUCUGUGUCUUCCUCUGUUUCUCUAGCUAUGACCAGCUUUGGGGGAGCAUUGGAAAAAGGGUUCCUGGGUUAUCAUUUGCAGUACUGGCAGAGAGGGAACAUAGAGCCAGAGGAGGGUCAUAGUUUGGGCGAAUGGAGGUGGUUUGGACAGGAACAGCCUUCUUUUCCUGGGGAUCUCCGUCACUGAACUUCUAACAUCCAGACAGCAGUUUCCAUGGGCAACCGGGGCUGGAGGGAGGUUGUGGUCCCCAAGGCUCAAACCUUUUCUUGGGUGCCUCCUGACACUCACACUGUGUCCUUAGUCACAGCUGGGCAGACCCAGGGGCUUCGUGAAGCAGGACAAACCCUGGCUUGGGGGAAUGUGCCAAAUGCCAAUAUCUGGAGGAAAAGAUACUUGACCUUUGUUUCCUCACCCUACCUCAGAGGACUGGGGGAGAUGGUGUGAGUGUGCGUAUGUGAAUAGAGACACAGAUGCCAACUCCCUUUCCUGGCCCUCUUGGACAGCCUGGAGUUUGCAAGAUGACCCAGUGGAACAUAAGUCCGACCUGUAGAUAGCAUGUAAAUAGUUUACAGCGGAGCCCUCCCCACCUGUCCUUCCUAAAUAAAACUCCCUCAAACUUG
Molecule: messenger RNA, 3453 nt
Organism: Monodelphis domestica (gray short-tailed opossum)
Lineage: Eukaryota; Metazoa; Chordata; Mammalia; Didelphimorphia; Didelphidae
Gene: NECTIN4
Product: nectin cell adhesion molecule 4
Biological process (GO): homophilic cell-cell adhesion; heterophilic cell-cell adhesion
Cellular component (GO): adherens junction
Source: RefSeq, a predicted model, not a curated record